AGACCGGCGAGCCCUGGGCCUGCGAACUCCAAAGAGGCGAGCAUCGUGCCCCGGUGGACUUUUGCUAACCAAACCGCCAUGUCUUUCCGCGACCUCCGCAUGGAGAAUUGCUAGCUUCCCCUUAGCAGGAGAAAGUGUUUGGAUGAAGCCUGACUGGAGGGGAAACUGCCACCUGUUCACCACCAUCUUUCUCGUCCACCGUCUGGUGCAGUCCGCCCUGCUUUAUCGUACAGAUUUCACAGAGAUGAUGAGAGCCCUGGGAUACCCACGACAUAUCUCUAUGGAGAAUUUCCGCUCACCCAACUUUGGGCUUGUCUCUGAAGUCCUCCUGUGGCUUGUGAAAAGAUAUGAGCCACAGACUGACAUCCCUUCUGACAUUGAGACCGAACAAGACCGAGUUUUCUUCAUUAAAGCAAUUGCCCAGUUCAUGGCCACAAAGGCACAUAUAAAACUCAAUACCAAGAAGCUUUAUCAGGCAGAUGGGUAUGCCGUGAAAGAGCUGUUGAAGAUCACAUCCGUUCUUUACAAUGCAAUGAAGACCAAGGGUAUGGAGGGCUCUAAAGUGGGAGAGGAAGACAUCAGCAAGUUCAAGUUUGACCUUGGCUCUAAGAUUGCAGAUCUGAAGGCAGCCAGGCAACUUGCUUCUGAAAUCACUGCCAAAGGAGCAUCUCUGUAUGACUUGCUGGGCAAAGAGGUUGAGCUGAGGGAACUGAGAACAGAAGCCAUUGCUAGACCUCUAGAGAUAAACGAGACUGAGAAAGUGAUGAGAAUCGCAAUAAAAGAUAUUUUGGCACAGGUUCAGAAGACUAAAGACCUGCUCAAUAACGUGGCCUCUGAUGAAGCUAACUUAGAAGCCAAAAUUGAGAAGAGAAAAUUAGAACUGGAAAGAAAUCGGAAGCGACUUCAGACCCUGCAGAGCGUCAGGCCGGCCUUCAUGGACGAGUAUGAGAAAACUGAGGAGGAGCUGCAGAAGCAGUACGACAUUUAUCUAGAGAAAUUCCGGAACUUGGCUUACCUGGAGCAGCAACUUGAGGAUCAUCACCGGAUGGAGCAGGAGAGGUUUGAAGAAGCUGAAAAUACUCUCCGUCUCAUGCAGAAUAAGCUAAAGGAGGAGGAAAAGCGGCUUCUCAAGAGUGGAAGUAACGAUGACUCAGACAUAGACAUCCAAGAGGACGAUGAGUCCGAUAGUGAGCUGGAGGAGAGAAGGCUGUCUAAACCUCGAACCGCCAUGGAAGUGCUCAUGCAAGGAAGGCCCAGCAAACGCAUCGUGGGCACAAUGCAAGGUGGAGACUCUGAUGAAGAUGAGGACUCAGAGGACAGUGAAAUUGACAUGGAAGACGACGAAGAGGAUGACGACGAUUUGGAAGAUGAAAGCAUUGCUCUCUCGCCAGCUAAGCCCAGUCGACGGGUCCGCAAACCUGAGCCCCUGGACGAGAGUGACAAUGACUUCUGACCUUCUUGCCAGGGGACCCAGGCAGACUCAGAGCCUCAGAGAUAUAGGUAAACAGGAAAUCAGCAGACUGGAAAGGUAACAUGUAUCUGGUUCACUACACCAUCUGGGCAUAACCAUUAUCAAAACAAAGCCCAAUAAAGAUACUCUUUUGUCUUAUUUCCUAACACUUGGGAAAUGCAUGUGCUCUAAGUAAUCAAAUCCACAAGAAAAGCUUUGAAGAGAAAUAUAAACUGAUACCAUGUAA
This is a messenger RNA of Arvicola amphibius (Eurasian water vole), 1697 nucleotides long. It is a transcript of the gene Ift38, whose product is annotated as clusterin associated protein 1. The transcript has 13 exons. Gene Ontology annotation, cellular component: intraciliary transport particle B; centrosome; cilium. The record is from RefSeq and is a predicted model, not a curated record. Gene Ontology annotation, biological process: cilium assembly. Bases 143 to 1453 code for a protein of 436 amino acids. NCBI's taxonomy places the organism in Eukaryota, Metazoa, Chordata, Mammalia, Rodentia, Cricetidae.